AUGGUUCGUCACGCACCCCAGGAAGAUCUCCUGAUGACUGUAGACAGCGAGGAAGAGUUCAGUUCUUCAUCAGAAGAUGAUGAAGACAUUGAUGAUGAAGGCCUGCACUUUGAGGAGGGCUUUGAUCCAGACACAUUUUCUGAUGAAUGUGAGAAUGACAGCGGACAGAUACCUGUUGGAAAGAGAGACAGGAAUCUGUCAUGGAAAGCAGAAACUGAUGUUGACAUUAAUCCAGAGACUCUGAGAUUCCUGCCUGCACGGAAACCUGGGCCGCAGUCGAGUCUCGCUGACUCUCACUCCCCUAUGAGUCUUUUCAAACUGUUUUUCUCAGAGAGCGCCGUGUCAAAUCUGUGCCACAACACAAACGCUCAGGCUGCCAGGGCACUUGCAAAGGGUCGCAAAUACAGUUGGACAGAUGUCAGCGCUGACGAGAUGUACCGCUACAUUGGACUCGUUUUCUACAUGGCCACGGUGAAGAUGAGCUCCAUCGCUGACUACUGGCGGCAGGACAGUCUUUUCUCUUUGCAUCUUCCUGCCACAGUUAUGUCAAGGGACAGAUACCGCACCAUUUCAUGGAAUUUGCACAUGAGUCACCCAGAUGCAGACAAGGAAAAUGACAAAAAGAGGGGCACAGCUGAACAUGACCAGCUUUUCAGGAUCAGACCCCUCUUGGACACCAUCCGUAUUGCGUGCAAAACCUUUUAUCAUCCUAGAAGAAGUUUAGCUGUGAAGGAAAGACUGGUGGCAUGCAGAGCAAAUGCAGGAAUGACACGGUUCACGAAACCAAAGCCAACAAAGCUGGGCUUCAAGUUUUUUGUCCUCGCUGACUCAUCAAAUGAAUAUACUGUGGACCUCUCUGUGUACACGGGCAAAAACAGCUUCCCUACAGGCCAUGGGAUUUCAUACAAUGCUGUGAAGUCUCUUCUGGACAAGAAAGCUUUGGGCUCUGGGUACCAUGUUUACAUGGACGAUUUCUUUACAAGUCCAAAGCUCUUAACAGACCUGCUUUCUAUGAAGUUUGGUGCUUGUGGGACUUACAGAGACUACAGGAGGGGCUUCCCACAGAGCGCAUCUAAUUCACUGACCAAAAAGUCCACCAGGGGAUCCAUCAGGUGGAUUCGGGAUGGGCCUCUUGUGUGUGUGAAGUGGAUGGACAAAAAAGAGGUGUCUGUUUGUUCCACCAUCCAUGCUGCCUAUACAGGAGACCGUGUGCAAAGAAAAGUGAAAGCACAAGAUACAUGGAGGACAAAGACUUUUCCGUGUCCCUCACCUGUGACUGCGUACAACCACCACAUGGCAGGUGUCGACCUGUCCGAUCAGCUGUUGGAGUAUUUCACUGCACAGCACAAAACCAUGAAGUGGUACAGAAAAGUCUUUCUACACUUCUUGGACAUUGCUGCCACCAACGCUUUCAUAUUGCACAAGGAGCUACACGGCAACAUGACGCACAAGGAGUUUAUGGAGCAGCUUGUUGCAGAUCUCUGUGGUGUGUCUCAGAAAGAAGCACCGAAACAGACCAGUAUUGACCACGUGCCGGUUCCAGGAGCUGAGCUGACCUCGGAUGUCAGAAAAAUCGCCACUUCCGGUCGCCGCAUAUGUGCGCAUUGCAAAGCAGUGUUUGGCAAGAAGCAACAGACACCUUGGAAAUGUCAGGCAUGUGAUGUUCACUUGUGUCUUCAGUUGAACAGGAACUGUUUCCAGGAAUGGCACAAAAGUGUGUGA
Molecule: messenger RNA, 1722 nt
Organism: Megalobrama amblycephala (Wuchang bream)
Lineage: Eukaryota; Metazoa; Chordata; Actinopteri; Cypriniformes; Xenocyprididae
Product: piggyBac transposable element-derived protein 4-like
Exons: 2
Coding region: 1-1722 (573 amino acids)
Source: RefSeq, a predicted model, not a curated record